AUUGCUUCUGACUCUACGCAUUCACAAUCCGCUCGGGCGACUCAAUAUCUCACUAUCCCAGCUCGUGCCAAGUGGCUCUCGAAUACGAUGACGACUAGUUCUGAGCACGCGGCUCUGGGAAUUCGCGCAAAGCAGAUUACCCUCGGCAGAGCGGCCCGCAGAAAUGGUUUCGGGAGCGGCGUAUGGAGAGAGGAGAGAUGUGUCCCUGUUCCUGGCACCUGUAGUUUCUUGAAACCCUCUGAGUCUAAGUGCGAGAUUGCUUCCCGUCUGUAACACGAAAGCGUCCAAGUCUACUUGGCAAGGACUGCCAUAUGAAUCCCUCUGCAUCAUUCACUCGGAUCAGAGUUCCUCGCUCCUGGGUGCGGUGGGAAGUUGAUAGCUCGGAGAGGAAUGGUUGGCGUUGGGCGAUCUCAAACAUCCCCUCCUUGAUAGAUACUGGUGAAGGGCCGGACAAUAUCACGGGAAAGACAUACCUCAGAGUGUGUUUCUCCCGCUCAGAUCUGCAGCGGGACUUCGGCAAUGCAUCAAGGGAAAUCUGAACCCCCUCGCUUCUUGCAAUCAAAGCACUGGUCGGAAACCAAGAUCCGAUCAAUAUCUGUUUGUUUGUCACGAGUUCAC
Molecule: messenger RNA, 618 nt
Organism: Mycena citricolor
Lineage: Eukaryota; Fungi; Basidiomycota; Agaricomycetes; Agaricales; Mycenaceae
Source: the annotation of a GenBank genome assembly